Molecule: messenger RNA, 1563 nt
Organism: Arachis stenosperma
Lineage: Eukaryota; Viridiplantae; Streptophyta; Magnoliopsida; Fabales; Fabaceae
Exons: 5
Coding region: 1-1563 (520 amino acids)
Molecular function (GO): nucleic acid binding
Source: RefSeq, a predicted model, not a curated record
AUGCCUUUUGGCUUAAAGAAUGCAGGGGCAACAUACCAACGGCUGAUGAAUAAGGUCUUUGACCAACAUAUAGGGAGAAACAUCGAGGUAUAUGUUGAUGACAUGGUGGCAAAAACUAAGAUCGGCGAAUCCCAUAUAAAGGACCUCGCUAAGAUAUUCGGACAGAUCCGAGCUUAUAACAUGAGGCUUAAUCCAGAAAAGUGUGCCUUUGGUGUCCAAGGCGGAAAAUUCCUCGGUUUCAUUCUCACUAGUCGAGGAAUUGAAGCAAAUCCGAAAAAAUGUCAGGCGGUUCUCGACAUGCACAGUCCUACAACUAUCAAAGAGAGUCAUACGAUCAAAGUCAGAACCUCUCAGCCACUGCGACAAAUACUCGCCAAGCACGAGCUUGCAGGGAGACUGAUUAAGUGGUCAAUUGAACUCUCAGAGUUCGAUAUUCAAUAUCAACCUAGAUCAUCGGUGAAGUCACAGUAUUUAGCUGAUUUUGUUGCUGAAUUUACAGGAUCAGGCCCAAAUGAAGACACUGAAAAUUGGGUGUUAUUCGUCGAUGGAGCAUCAAACCCCCAGGGUUCCGGUGCAGGGAUACUCUUGGAGAACCCCGAAGGAGUUAUUAUUGAACAUUCUCUUCGGUUUUCCUUUAGAGCUAGCAACAAUCAGGCCGAAUACGAAGCCCUCAUUGCAGGGCUCAGUCGUUCAACAGGCGCCGAGCAUAAAUAUGAUCGGCAACCCUCAAUCCGAGGAUACCUGGCAAAAGCCAUAUAUCCAAUACCUCAAAAAUGCGGAACUCCACUGGAAGUAAAAGACACUAAAAAGUUUAAGCGACAAGCAUCUUUCUUUACAUUGUUGAAUGACGAAUUGUAUCGGCGAGGUUACUCUCGACCAUUGUUGAAAUGCUUAAACAGAUCAGAGGCCGAAAUAGCCUUGGCUGAGGUUCACGAGGGCAUCUAUGGAACACAUUCAGGAGCAAGGAGCCUAGCACGCAAGAUUCUCCGUGCCGUUGAACACCCUCAAUCCAAUGGUUUAGCAGAAGUUGCCAACAAGGUCCUCCUCCAAGCUCUACGAAAGAAACUCGACGACGCUAAAGGCUUAUGGGACGAGCUUAUUCCAGAGAUCUUAUGGGGAUACAAUACCUCGGUACAUUCAACAACUAAGGAGACACCAUUUCAUUUGGUCUAUGGUUCGGAUGCAAUGAUUCCAGUCGAGAUAUCACAAAACUCCCUAAGAACGCAACAUGAAGCCCAUGAUGAUGCCCGCCGAACCGAGCUUAACUUGGUUGAGGAGGUGCGAGCCAUAGCAGCAAUUCGGCAAAAAGCAUUGCAGCAACGAAUAGCUCAACGCCAUAACAAGACCGUCAAACCAAGAUCAUUUCAUCAAGGUGAUUUGGUGUUAAGGAAAACUGAAACAGCACGUAAACCACCUUCCCACGGCAAGCUCGCUGCAACAUGGGACGGACCUUACAGAAUACGUCAAGUGAUCGGCAAAGGUGCAUAUCAUCUAGAGGAAUUAGAUGGAACAAAACUACCCAACACUUGGAAUGUUAGUUCCUUGAAGAAAUACUUCAGCUAA